Orcinus orca (killer whale) is the source of this 3266-nucleotide messenger RNA. RefSeq names its product alpha-globin transcription factor CP2-like. Gene Ontology annotation, molecular function: DNA-binding transcription activator activity, RNA polymerase II-specific; RNA polymerase II cis-regulatory region sequence-specific DNA binding. Gene Ontology annotation, biological process: positive regulation of transcription by RNA polymerase II. NCBI's taxonomy places the organism in Eukaryota, Metazoa, Chordata, Mammalia, Artiodactyla, Delphinidae. Gene Ontology annotation, cellular component: nucleus. The transcript has 2 exons. The record is from RefSeq and is a predicted model, not a curated record.
CCAGAGCCGAAGGAAGCCCUCCCAGGGCCCCAGAGCUGGGGGAGGCUCCAGAGGCUCCUGAGUGCCCCAGCUGUGGGCAGAACUGCAUGGAAUGGGGAUUGGAGCAGUGAAACUCCAUGAUGAAACCCUGACACAUCUCAAUCAAGGCCAGUCUUAUGAAAUCCAAAUACUAGACAACAGGAAACUUGGAGAACUACCAGAAAUUAAUGGCAAGUUGGUGAAGAGUGUAUUCCGUGUCGUGUUCCAUGACAGACGGCUCCAAUACACUGAACAUCAGCAGCUGGAGGGCUGGAGGUGGAACCCACCUGGAGAUAGAAUUCUUGACGUAGAUAUCCCAAUGUCUGUGGGUAUAAUCGAUCCUAGGGCUAAUCCAAACCAACUAAAUACAGUGGAGUUCCUGUGGGACCCUGCAAAGAGGACAUCUGUGUUUAUUCAAGUGCAUUGUAUUAGCACAGAGUUCACUAUGCAGAAACAUGGUGGAGAGAAGGGAGUGCCAUUUCGAGUACAAACCGAUACCUUCAAGGAGAAUGAGAACGGGGAAUAUACUGGGCACUUACACUCAGCCAGCUGCCAAAUCAAAGUCUUCAAGCCCAAAGGUGCAGACAGAAAACAAAAAACAGACAGGGAGAAAAUGGAGAAACGAACGCCUCAUGAGAAGGAGAAAUAGCAACCUUCCCAUGAGACAACUAUACUCACAGAGUGUUCUCCACGGCCCAAGAUCACGUAUGUCAAUAAUUCCCCAUCACCUGGCUUCAGCAGUUCCCAUAGCAGUCUUUCUCUUGGGGAAGGAAAUGGUUCACCAAGUCACCAGCCAGAGCUGCCCCCUCCAGUCACAGAUAACCUCUUGCCGACAACCACACCUCAGGAGGCUCAGCAGUGGUUGCAUGGAAACCGUUUUUCCACGUUCACGAGGCUUUUUACAAACGUCUCAGGGGCAGAUUUAUUGAAACUAACUAGAGACGAUGUGAUUCAAAUCUGUGGCCCUGCAGAUGGAAUCAGACUUUUUAAUGCAUUAAAAGGCCGGAUGGUGCGCCCAAGGCUAACCAUUUAUGUUUGUCAGGAAUCCUUGCGGCUGAGGGGGCAGCAGCAACAGCAGCAGAAGCAUGAGGAUGGAGACUCAAAUGGUACUUUCUUCGUUUACCAUGCCAUCUACCUAGAAGAACUGACAGCUGUUGAACUGACAGAAAAAAUGGCUCAGCUUUUCAGCAUUUCCCCUUGCCAGAUCAGCCAGGUCCACAAGCAGGGGCCCACAGGAAUCCUUGUGCUCUUUAGUGAUGAAAUGAUACAGAGCUUUCAGGAAGAAGCCUGUUUUAUUCUGGACACAAUGAAAGAAACCAAUGAUAGCUAUCCUAUCGUACUGAAGUAGGUGUGGGGCAUUCCAUCCUCAGUGGCUGCUGCUCCUUUCACCUAUUGGGAACUCCCCUCUUGAAGGGGGUCUCAAAUGGAGCUUUGAAGGGCUGCAGGAACCUGACCCAUCUGACUGUGUGUGGGCGGGUCCAGGCCUUGGAGGCAGAAUCCCAGGCAUCUGUGUUGGCCCAAGCUUUUAGGGCACCCACAGAUUACUGCCCAACAUGCAUUUCUGCAACUAUUUCUUAUUUAAAAUUUCUGGACCCUAUUGUUGAAUAUCAGUAGAAACUCCACAUCACUUAGAGUGUGUGUAGGGCAUAACGAUGAUGAGGAUUGUGUGAUGUUUAAUGGAAAGAUGUUAAAUUUUGUGAUAUGGAGCCAUGUAAUUUUUUUUCUAACAUAAAAGCAAAUAUCUAUAUUCAUAAGACUAGAUCCUCAAUCUUUUUUGCCUCUGAAAACCUCAUUAAAGAGAAAUAUGGAGAAAGGAAAAUUCUUCUUUUGAUUUCCCUGUAAUUCUAUGACUAAUAGUAAUUUUAGGUAACAUUUAUUGCACAUUUAGUUGUGUCAGGCAGUGUGAUAAAUUCUUUUUUUUUUUUUUUUUUUUUUUUUGUGGUACGCGGACCUCUCACUGUUGUGUCCUCUCCCGUUGUGGAGCACAGGCUCCGGACGCGCAGGCUCAGCGGCCAUGGCUCACGGGCCCAGCCGCUCCGCGGCAUGUGGGAUCUUCCCGGACCGGGGCACGAACCCAUGUCCCCUGCAUCGGCAGGUGGACUCUCAACCACUGCGCCACCAGGGAAGCCCAGUGUGAUAAAUUCUUUAAGUGGAUUAUCUUGUUUAAAUCCUCUUAAUAGCCCUAUAUGAAGUAGGUAAUAAUGAUCCCUAAUUGAAGUUGAGGAAAUGGAGACAGAGAGUGGCCGAGGAGCUUGCUGAGUAACAGGAAGCUAGCAGCUAGUGACACUGAAAUGCAAACCCAGGCCGUCUGGCUCUUAUUAACUGCCAUCCGUGACUGCCACGCUUGUAGUCCUCUGUGCUUGCCAUCGUUUCUUACUGUGGCUCUUCUGGUGAAUUGGAUGUAACACUGAGCGAGAACUGAGGAAUUAACACCAAAAGGGACAAACCACACCUAAAAAUUGAUGAACAAAUCAAGACCUACAAAAAAAUGAAAACAUAGACACUUUCAAAGCAUCAUCAGUUACCAGAUUCACAGAAUUUGAGGUGGUGAAAACUAGGGAUUAUCUGUAACUCCCCAAAUUCACUGUUCUUGAAUGACCUUCUCAAACUAUUUAUUAAUGAGUUAGACUAACCUCUGCUUUCUCUUUCCACUCUCUGCAUCUUCUCUUGGUAUAGAAAGUUCUUUUACUCAUGCAGCAUUCUUUUUUUUUUGUUUGUUUGUUUGUUUGUUUGCGGUACGUGGCCUCUCACUGUUGUGGCCUCUCCCGUUGAGGAGCACAGGCUCUGGACGCACAGGCCCAGCGGCCAUGACUCACGGGCCUAGCCGCUCCGUGGCAUGUGGGAUCUUCCCGGACCGGGGCACGAACCCGUGUCCCCUGCAUCGGCAGGCAGACUCUCAACCACUGCGCCACCAGGGAAGCCCCUUUGCAGCAUUCUUUUAUAUAAGCUUUACAAGAAAUUCAUUCCCAUUCCGUUUGCAUUCUUACCAUAUACUUUAGUUCUUCCUGAUUGUGACUGUGUGCUCUUGUGUGUGUGCAUGUGUAAGACUAUGGGUCUUUUUUCACAUGUAAAGUUUUAUCCAGAAAUCCCUCUACAUGUUAUGCUGAGGUGAAAAAUGAUAAUCUUCAAAUGAUUCUGUAUUGGAUUUGGAUCUGUGUGUGUGUGUAUUUUUAAAGAAUUUGAUAAAGUUUAAAUGUUUUUAUACAGAGAUUUUUGUUCAUUAAAAUCAACCUUCAAAAGAAAAAAAA